AACGCUAGCAACUGUACAGGACCCCUCCUGCUCUCGCUGUUCAUAUGUAAUUGGCCUCGAACACAAAACCAAACUGCGGCCGUCCAUCCUCAACAUCCACCUUGCCGACACCUCGUUCCACGUAUUGUUUCACUCGUCAAAACCACCAGCAUGGCUCACAACACCAACUUCCCCAAUGGCGGUCCAAAUAAUACGGCAUCGUCGUCGGCAGACGGGCCCAGAAAGGUUCCCAUUUCGAUGUUGCUCAGCAAUGAGGAGCAAACCGCAAUGGGUAUUCUCCCUGCCUCACAUUGGCAACAGCAAUUCACAGACGACGAAACCGACGAAGAUGUUGUCCCCAGGGCCAGGACCGCAUCGCUCACCGAGUCCAUUUUUCAGUAUCGCCAUAUCCAUGGAAGAACCUACCACAGCGAUCUCGGCAAUGCAGAAUCAUGGGAACCCAAUGAUGAGCGUCAUAUUGAGGCAAUGGAGAUUGCCCACCACGCUUAUAUGCUCACCAUGGGCCACAGGUUGUAUCGCGCUCCACUCGACAAGAACAAGGUCCGAAAGGUGUUGGACAUUGGCACAGGAAGUGGUCUGUGGGCAAUUGACUUUGCCGACGAAUUCCCCGAAGCCGACGUCGUCGGUACCGAUGUCACCCCUAUUCAACCUUCCUGGGUGCCCGCCAACGUCAGGUUUGAGCUUGAUGAUUGCAACCAAGAAUGGACCUGGCCACCCAACACGUUUGACUUCAUCCAUGCGCGCAUGCUAGUUGGCGUUAUCGAAGACUGGUAUGUGUUCCAUCGCCAGGCCUUCCGGACUUGUAAACCGGGUGGCUACGUCGAAACGUUGAUCGCUUGCACCACUUUUCAAUGCGACGACGGUACGUUAAAAGAGGAUAGCGCCAUGUCACAAUGGGGCAAGGUUUUCAAUGAAGGUGGAAGAAGAUUCGGCCGAACGUUUGAGGUUUACGAGAACGACCUCCAACGCAAGGCUAUGGCAGCUGCUGGCUUUGUGGACAUCGAGUAUAGAGACUACUAUUUGCCCGUAGGUGUCUGGCACCCUGAGAAGGAAGCAGCGGAAAUCGGUCUAUGGUGGAAGUUGGCCAUUGAGGCGGACAUUGAAGGAUACCUCAACUAUAUCUUCAAUAUCGUGGUAGGAUGGAGUCCGGAGGAGACCAAGUCGUAUGCCGACCGAUGCAAGAAAGAAUGGAACAAUCCAAAUAUUCACGGCUAUGCCAUUGCACGCAGUGCAUGGGGAAGGAAGCCAGAGUAUGUCCCAGGGAACAAUGAGAGGGCUAGAUGAUUUCGGACUGUCCUGUGGCUCUGAAACUUGAACGACAUUGAUACCCCCCUUGUCAACACUCUGCCAGGCCCGCCAGCCGACUGCAGACUACCUGGCUCAGCCUUGUGCUCUGUGUCAGCAAUCUCGAGAAUUUUUGAUCAAGACCCGCCUUCUGUCUCUUUUCCCAAAUAACAACCUUUCACGAUUCAAACUUGUGCACUCGAGCCGCUGGCAACACCAAAUCAACCUGAAUCAAUCACACCGGUCAAACAAACAUCAAGACUACUCCUACUGAUCGCAAUGGACUUUGCUACCGAAGAAAUAACUGUCGAGUUCAGUGGCGCUCUCUUAACUGCCAUCGAAAUUCCCAUCUGGGGUUCAUAACAACGACCGACCUCAAACCAUGGCAUCACGUCGUGUCGUACAGCUUCACCCCCAAGCCCUUCAAAUAUCCGAGUUUCACA
Neurospora hispaniola is the source of this 1727-nucleotide messenger RNA. RefSeq names its product S-adenosyl-L-methionine-dependent methyltransferase. NCBI's taxonomy places the organism in Eukaryota, Fungi, Ascomycota, Sordariomycetes, Sordariales, Sordariaceae. The transcript is spliced from 6 exons. The record is from RefSeq and is a predicted model, not a curated record. The coding region runs from base 151 to 1284 and encodes 377 amino acids. Gene Ontology annotation, molecular function: methyltransferase activity.